UUACCUGUACCAAAGUGUUUGGAUGGAAAAAACAAACGCUCUAAGAUGACGUCACCGUUGUUAUAUUGCAAUUGUUCGUCAUCAAAGUCUUAAUUUCACCUCGUGUGUGUCUGAUGACCCCACCCCCCCACCCCAACUCCACGCCCAGCGUUUGCAUUCAAGCGUUUUCAGCCGAAACGAAACGAAACGAGCCGAGCUCCGGCUCCAUUAGCUAAGCCGUUCCGGGUUUUGUCGGCCUCUCCCGCCGCAGUGGGAGGAAGUGAGGCCACCAGAGGCAGAAGCAGCCGCCACGCUAUCGUGCGAAAAUCGACAAAAACACGGAGGACAGCAGCCGCAGCCAGCACUACCGUGACAUGUCCGUUCCCAGAAAAGGACAGCGACCAGCGCCUGCUUCUUGAGGCCUACGGAGAGAACCGACUCCCCGCGUUCCGGACAUCAAACCGUCUCCUCGCCGUACGGAGGUGCCCGCAGCUCGAAAGGAGUAGCGGGGAGCUGGCGGAAACACGAAGAUCGACCGCAUACCCCCGCACCUCCCCUCUGUGUGCCGAGUCGCUUCUACCCAAGUCCCGGUGGUCUCCCUGUUGGCUCUUUCUGCCGCCUCCGCCAUUUGCCUUGCGGAGGGAAAGUUGAGCGAGCCAAGUGCCGCCGGGCAGCCGCGCGCGCCCCCUCCCCUUACCGGAUCCUCCAACCACUCCGCACCGGCUGUCGCUGAAGCUCCGUAAGCCGCCAUGGAAACUCUCGGACCCCGUUAACAUCGCUUCGGACGCUCGCGGGUUGUUGUCUUUUUCCGAGGAGGGAAGCCGCCGGAUUCCCCCCCUCGAGGGGGGCACGCGUCAAACUGCCGGCUAGCCCGCUAUCUUAGCGCGCUAGCUCAGCGGCGAGCUUUUUUCGGUGCGAAACUUUAUUGACAGCUUGAGUUGCGCGUCGCUGUCGAGGCAACGGCUCGUUAGCAUCCUGGCUAUCCGAAUGCUAAGCCAGCAUCGCCGUUGUUAGCAUUUACCAUCCUGGGUAGCCGCUUGCUAAAGAGCGCAGCGAGCAUACUACAGUUAGCAUUUUAGCAUCCUGACGUUAGCUCGAUAAGAGGACAAGGCGGCGGGAGGCAGCCUUCGCUUCACCCGCUCGCGGGAGCUCGUUUCACGGCCGAGGAGGCGACGUCGUCGGCUAGCGGGCAGGAGUGCGUGCGCGUGUGAGUGUGUGUGCGCGCGCACGCUUGCGUGCGUCCGUGUGUAAGUGUUUGUGGAUUGCGUGGAAUGCAAACGAGGCUCUCUCGCUCGUGUUUGCUCGCUGGGAGACAUUUGCUUUGCGACCAGAAUCUUUCUUUUAAAGCUGAAAGGAGCAGCAGCUGACGGAUAUUUUCAGCUUCUCGGCCGGAGCAAACGCGCGCCGUGUGAAAACCCCCCCCGCCAGCCGCCCUCUGCUCCCCGCUCGGCCGGCCUGGAUUUUGUCUUCUGGGGUUCGGGGGUGGGAGACAGGACACAUGCUGCAUUGAGCCGGGGGGAUCCCUUACGGCGCUUAAUGGGAUUACAAGAUCAUCAAUUGAAGGUUUGCUGAAGACAGCCACCAGCAUGACACGGUGAGGCGGCCGCGGACAUUCGCAGUCCACUCCAGCAGCAGCAGCAGCAACAGCAGCCGCCCUCCACCCUGAUGCUGGUCCCAUCUGGCGUCGGAGGAGUCCCGCGUUUGUGAACGACUGAGCGAGCGAGAAAGCCUGAAGAUGGCGGACCUGGAGGCCGUGCUGGCCGACGUCAGCUACUUGAUGGCGAUGGAGAAGAGCAAGUCGACUCCUGCCGCCAGAGCCAGCAAGAAGAUCAUCCUGCCAGAGCCCAGCAUACGCAGCGUGAUGCAGAAAUAUCUGGAGGAGCGCGACGAGCUCACCUUCGACAAGAUCUUCAACCAAAAGAUUGGCUUCCUCCUCUUCAAGGACUUUUGCAUGAACGAGAUCGACGAGGCGGUCCCGCAGCUCAAGUUUUACGAGGAAAUAAAAGACUAUGAAAAGCUGGACUCGGAGGAGGAAAGACUCAGUUGCAGUCGUCAGAUCUACGACGGAUACAUCAUGAAGGAGCUGCUAUCGUGUUCACAUCCGUUCUCCAAAAAAGCCGUGGACCAUGUCCAGAGUCAUCUGGCCAAGAAGCUGGUGCCCCCAACCCUCUUCCAGCCCUACAUCGUGGAGAUCUGCGACAGCCUACGAGGGAAGAUCUUCCUCAAGUUCAUCGAGAGCGACAAGUUCACGAGAUUUUGCCAGUGGAAAAAUGUCGAGCUCAAUAUCCACCUGACGAUGAACGACUUCAGCGUCCACCGCAUUAUCGGCCGCGGCGGCUUCGGCGAAGUUUACGGAUGCAGGAAGGCUGACACGGGAAAGAUGUACGCCAUGAAGUGUCUGGACAAGAAGCGCAUCAAGAUGAAGCAAGGCGAGACGCUGGCGCUCAACGAGAGGAUCAUGCUUUCGCUCGUCAGCACCGGGGAUUGCCCGUUCAUCGUGUGCAUGACAUAUGCCUUCCACACGCCUGACAAGCUCUGCUUCAUAUUGGACCUCAUGAAUGGCGGCGACCUGCACUACCACCUGUCUCAGCACGGCGUGUUCAGUGAGAAGGAAAUGCGCUUCUAUGCCGCCGAGAUCAUCUUGGGCCUGGAGCAUAUGCACAACCGCUUCGUCGUCUACAGGGACCUCAAGCCCGCCAACAUCCUGCUAGACGAGCACGGACACGUUCGCAUCUCUGACCUGGGCCUCGCCUGCGACUUCUCCAAGAAGAAACCGCACGCCAGCGUGGGCACCCACGGCUACAUGGCCCCAGAGGUGCUGCAGAAGGGGACGGCGUACGACAGCAGCGCCGACUGGUUCUCGCUGGGGUGCAUGCUCUUCAAGCUGCUUCGGGGGCACAGCCCGUUCAGGCAGCACAAGACCAAAGACAAACACGAGAUUGACAGGAUGACGCUGACCAUGAACGUGGAGCUCCCCGACUCUUUCACGGCGGAACUGAAGGAACUUUUGGAAGGACUCCUCCAGCGCGACGUCUCCAAGAGGCUGGGCUGCCAGGGACGAGGAGCGGUGGAGGUCAAGGGGCAUCCCUUCUUCACGGGCAUGGACUGGCAGCAGGUCUACCUGCAGAAGUACUCGCCGCCGCUCAUCCCGCCCAGAGGUGAAGUCAAUGCCGCCGACGCCUUCGACAUCGGCUCCUUUGACGAGGAGGACACCAAGGGCAUCAAGCUCCUGGACAGCGACCAGGAGCUGUACAAGAACUUCCCGCUGGUGAUUUCCGAGCGUUGGCAACAAGAAGUGGCCGAGACCGUCUAUGGCGCCGUGAACUUGGACACGGACAAAAAUGAGGCCCGCAAGAGGGCCAAGAACAAACAACUGGGCCACGAGGAAGACUACGCGCUGGGCAAGGAUUGCAUCAUGCAUGGCUACAUGCUGAAGCUGGGGAACCCCUUCCUCACGCAGUGGCAGCGGCGCUACUUUUACCUCUUCCCCAACCGAGUCGAGUGGCGGGGAGAGGGCGAGUCACGGGAAACAUGGUUGGCGAAACACUUGACGCAGCUCAAAGACUCGCAAAACCUUCUGACGAUGGAGCAAAUCGUCUCGGUGGAGGAAACGCAGAUUAAAGACAAGAAGUGCAUUCUGCUGCGCAUCAAAGGAGGGAAGCAGUUUGUGCUGCAGUGCGAGAGCGACCCCGAGUUGGUGCAGUGGAAGAAGGAGCUGACAGAGGCGUUCAGCGAAGCUCAGAAGUUACUCCGGCGCGCACCCAAGGUCAUCGGCAAGAGUCGCACCGGCGGCGUGGUGGAGCUCUCCAAGCCCCCCCUGACGCACCGCAACAGCAAUGGCCUGUGAGUGCACAUGUGUGUGUGUGCGCGCACGGACAAACACGUACAUACACCCACACACACGCGUGCACACGUCACGACCAAUCCUCAUUUUUCACACCGCGUGGACCUCGCCAGUCGUGGAGCGGAAGCAGCAUGUGAAGAACUUUGCAUGAAACCCCUACCCUUAGCGGGACAGCCUCAAACACCCCCCUGCCCCGCCCCCACUGCCCCGACCUCCAUCCAAGCAAGGACCAGGGGGCAUUGCGCACACCCUCUGCCCCCUUACCCCUCCUUACUCCAUGUAUUCCAAGUGCAUCAAGUGCCAAUGCGCACGAUUACUUAAGGGGGCGGGUCAAACAUUCCCCUGCAAGAAGCAGGAAGUCAAUGGGCUCACCUCUGAUUGGCUGCCGCUCAGCUAACCGGGAACGAGAUUUCACUGCGGCCUGUUGAUAUAAUAACUGCAAACACUGUGGUGAUAUUGGUGGUGGUGGGCUGCAUGUGUGGGUGUGGGGGGGUUGUGUAUAUACAUACAUAUAUAUAUCUAUAUCUAUAUAUAUGUAUAUAUAUGUAUAUGUGUUCAGUGUUUGCAUCAACAUCUGUACGGGGAGAGGGAAGAAAAGACGGGGCUGAGACGCAAAGUAGGCCUCAGUCACCGUAGCAACCCCGCGCGCCUCAUUUGGACUGAGUCACUGUGAGGGAACUGGGGAGGGAUGUCAAGUUGGCAUUUUGGACGCUUCCACGGGAAACAGGAAGUGAGCUCUGGAAUGAGGUGGAGCCUAUCUUGGUGGCGGUCACUGCUAGCCACGUUAGCAUUCUAACUAAUGCAAAAAAACAAAAACAAAAAAAAAACUAUAGAGUUUGUUGGUCCCCACAGCGAUGGCAGAGUUCCAGAUAGGAGCGUCGGAUUCUCUACAAUGUCUUGCCAUGUUCUCAAACUCCAAUGAAUGUGGUAGAAUGUUUCACAACAUAACAUUAUAGAGUGAUAUUGGAGGUUUUGCAAGGUAAUAGAGCAUUCCAGUGUUUCAUAAGGAACCUUUUGUACGGGUCUGCAAUGUUGGAGCGCCCUCGUGAAUGAACUAGCAGUCUAAAAUGAUCUCGAUUCCUCUAGCCUCUUAGAAAACACUCUUGAAGGAUUGAUGGGGCUCAGCAACGUUAAUAGAUCGUUGCAGUGUAAGUUAGCGAAUCUACAAGUUUCUGCGAUUAUUGCAAAGCAGGGUGUCCAAAUUCCGGGCCCCGAGAGUUCCUAGUCGGCGCCUUUUCGACGUCUCCCUCCUCCAACACAUCUGACUCAAAUGAUCAUCUCAGAGCGUCAUGUGCUAACUCGCUACACGAUAGACUCGGUGAUCAGCUCUGAUCAUUUGAAUCAAAAAGGACGUUCUGCAACAUUCUCGAAUGUUCUACAAUAUUGUAGCUCACACUAUGUUCUAAAACAUUCCGGGAUGUACGGUGUGGUAGAAUGAUCCAAAAUUCAUGUACGGCGACAUUCUAGAGUGAUGUCAAACGUCAGAAGGAGUGUUGUACAAAUUUGGAGUUCGAUCUACAUGGAUUAAAAUGUACGAGAUGAAUAAGUCAGGAUGAAACGUUCUACAAGAAGCUACAAUGUCGUAGAAUAUUCCAAAUUGUAUGUUUUGAAAUGUCAUGGUCGGUGACAUUCUAGAAGGAUCUACGAGAUCAUUUUAGACUGUUUUGAAAUUGUUUCAAUGACCUAUAAUUGGCGAGGUUUUACAUCCCAAAACACUUUCUAACAACCCAGAGGACGUUAAAAUGUUGGUGCAUUUUCUUCAUUCUAAGACAUUCCAGCAUGAUGUCGAGUGUCGGUGAAUUUUACAAAAUAUACUAUUACACUCUAGAAUGUUUAGACAUUCUGGACUGAGCUAUGAUCUCCUGGAAUCUUCCAAAACGAAAGCUCGACAUUAUUGUCGUAUGAUCUUAAAAUGACCCAUACAAUCCGAGAGGACCUUACUUACUUUCUAGAAUUAUUCCAAAUUCAUGUUUUCGAUCGAGAACUCUUGUUUAAUAACAAUCUUGUUGCAUCCACAUAAAUCCUGCAAUGUUCUCCGUCAUUCUAGUCCUUAUCAGUGAAUCGUCUGAGGUUCUGCAAUCUUGUCGUACAUUUUUGAGCAUUUAAAAAAAAAAAAUCCAACCAUGAAAUUGUAUGUUGUCAAAUGAUCCAAAAUGAACUACUUCUAUUAGUCGAGAAUGAUUUGCGACAUUCUAGAACGCUUAAAAAAAAAAUCACACAAGUACUAGAAAGAUAUACCAGCACAUAAUUUGAGAAUUUUCCAAAAAUUAAUGUUUUAGAAUGAAAUCAAAGCUGUAUAACAUACUAGGGAGUCUCCACAAUAUGGUAGCACAUUUUACAUGUUGUGAAACAAUCCGGGAUAAAUGUUUUUACUUGAUUCAAAAUCAGUCAAAGCGACGGUGAGUGCAACCCAAGUAGACAGCGUGGUUAGCGUUCACUAGCUUGUUUUAUUUGUGCUGGGGCGCGCGGGGAAGGGGGCGGGUUUGUCAAAUGUUGUCACCUCGAGGUGUCUUUAAAAUUUUUUGGAGCGUUUUUAUUUUGCGUUCGUGCACCUUUUUUUUUUUAAAGCAUCAUGUGCUAACUCGCUACGUGCUCGACUCAAUGUGCCAAACGGAGGGGGGCGGAGCCAGCAGGAAUCCCUGCACGUACCGUCGCGCCAACAAGAUGGCGGCCCAGGGGGGGGACCAAAACUGUGACCAAUCAGGCGCCGCUGCCACCCGCUAUUUCCUGUUCACGCUGUUCGGACGCUACAAGAGCACAGUGACAAAAAAAAAAAAAUCAAGCUUAAAUAAAUGAAAGAAAAAGAAAUAUAUGUGUAUAAGAAAGCUUUAGGUUUAUUUAAAAGAUAUGUAGGAAAAAAAGCUGAGAAAAUUUGGGGGAUUUUAUUGUGAUUUUUUUUCUUUCUUUCAGAUGUUUGUGGUGAACAAUCUUGCACAUAAAGACUUUCAAAACAAAA
Molecule: messenger RNA, 6779 nt
Organism: Hippocampus zosterae (dwarf seahorse)
Lineage: Eukaryota; Metazoa; Chordata; Actinopteri; Syngnathiformes; Syngnathidae
Gene: grk3
Product: G protein-coupled receptor kinase 3
Exons: 22
Coding region: 1715-3826 (703 amino acids)
Biological process (GO): regulation of signal transduction; G protein-coupled receptor signaling pathway; protein phosphorylation
Molecular function (GO): G protein-coupled receptor kinase activity; ATP binding; G protein-coupled receptor binding
Source: RefSeq, a predicted model, not a curated record